AUGAGUGAUAGGUCCCCGAGCCGGUAUUGCCCGGAAUACCCGGAGCCCCCAUCACACGCACCCCUCAACCCUUACCCAAGCCGGGAUACACAUGGUGAUGGACGCGGACACGAACAUGGGCCUAGGGACACGCACCCAUCAUUCGGGAUGGGCCUAGACAGCAACCAAUCCCCAGAUCCGCAUGACCCACCAGGCGACGCCAAACGGUCGCGUGCAUGCGAGCCAUGCCGACAGCUGAAAGUGCGCUGCGACCCAGACCCGGCGCACCCGGAAGGGUCAUGCAAGCGGUGCGCGAAAGCGCGGCGGACGUGUGUUGUAACUGCGCCUACGCGCAAGCGGCAGAAAAAGACCGACAGUCGGGUGGCGGAGUUAGAGCGGAAGAUCGAUGCUCUGACGGCGACGCUGCAGGCAUCAAAUUCCACCAGUGCGCUGUUCUCUGGUGGAGCGGGGCAACGGGAUGAGCAGCUUGCUGGUCGAAGAUGGAUUGCUGGGAGCAAGCGACAGCAUACCGGCGAACUCAAGGAUCCCUCUGGUGGGCUGUUAGCGCCGCGGUAUUCGCGGCCGGGUAGUCCAUCUGCAGAGCAGAUUCCUAGCCAUGCAUCGAAGCAUUGGCGCAGACCUGUUGGUGUUGAUUCUGCGCCGCCGCCGCCAAAACAUGAGGCCGGGAAUGAGUUUGCUGAUAUGAUCGAUCGCGGGAUUAUAGAUUACAAGACUGCAAGCGCAGCGUUUGAUAGGUAUAUCCACCAGAUGGCGCCAGAGUUGCCUUUUGUUGUUUUUCCGCCGGGGACUACAAUGGGCGAGGUUCGCCGCAAUAAGCCUUAUUUGUUCCUUGCGAUCAUCGCGGCUGCGGUUGCCGUCUUCAAUUCCGACGCACAGCCGAUCCUCGUGAAUGAGACAUAUCGUCUGAUCGCCGAGCAGGUUGUUGUCAAAGGCCAAAAGUCGCUUGAGCUGGUUCAGACUAUAAUGGUCUGUUCUAUCUGGUAUCUCCCACCCGAUAACUUCGACGAGAUCAAGUUCUAUUCUUUGAUCCAUAUGGCGGUGGUCAUGGCAAUGGAACUUGGAUUAAACCGUCGCAUUUCCGAUAAUAGACGCAGCUUCAGCGUGAUCCGCGAACUGAUCAUUAAAAAGCCGACGGGUCCGGCAUUUGAUCCAAAGGGACCGGAAGCAAGGCGAACUUGGGUUGGCUGUUAUUUCUUAUCUGUCCAGAUGUCGGCGGCUCUGAGAAGAGUACACUUGGUCACCUGGCAGCCGUAUAUGGACGAGUGCCUUCAGAUUUUAGAAACCCACCCGGAUGCCCUACCCUCCGAUCGAAACUUGAAAUGGUGGAUAAAGCUGGGAUCGAUCAUGGAGGAUGCUGGAAAUCUCUUCUCGGAGGAGGAUCCUGGGUGCAUUACCACCUUCGCGGACAGCAAGGUUUGGUAUAAUAUUAAAAUGUUUGAGGAUAGAUUGGCACAAUGGAGAGAGGAGGUCCCACGGGACGUUUACACUGAGCCAAUGGUUCACGCAGAACAUGUCCUGAAUCUCUUCGUCCAUGGAUCUGCAAUGUGUGUGGACUAUAACACGGUCAACAACUCUCCAUCUCAGGAUGAUUUGCAUAACUCAUCGAUUGCGAUUGAUGCGUUGAGCACGGCCAUCCGCUGCAUUCACGAGAGUCUAGAUGUCAUUUGCACCAUCAAUAUUGACCGACUUAUAUCCUUGCCUACGACAUCCUUAGCGCGGACAUCGUAUCCCGUGGUUAGUUUGAUAAAAAUAUACUCACUGUUCAUGUCGCCGGACAGUCGAAUUGGUCAGAUUCUCGACGUGCAGAGUCUCAAACUCGAUUAUUAUUUGGACAAAGUCAUCGCGCAUUACCGUGCCGCCGCUGCGCGCGAUGGUGGCCGUGCAGCAGCGAGAUUUGGAAACAUAAUGGUUCUGUUGCGCAAUUGGUUUAUCAAGAAGCGCGACCAGGGAGAUCAUGGCCGGGAAUUGAAGGAGGUCUUUUCGAAUGAUCAGAAAUCCUCCGAUCACCGGCAGGCACGUCAUAACCCUGAUACCCCGAACGCGGUAUCUACCAAUCCAAGAGCGCGGAUAGCACCGGGCAUGACACCCCUCCAUUUCCUCAGCGAAGUAGCCAUGGGCGACCCAGCGCACCGAGCGAACAAUUCCAACUCCCAACGCUCGAUAGCCGGACAAUCUUAUUCCUCAAACCACAGUCCAAGCUCAACAGUCAACCCAAUGCCAACGCCAAGCUCAUCCAAUUUCGUGCCAGAUCCACCCCAAACCAGCUGGUCAUCUAGCUCAUCAUACCCAACCACUCUCCCGAGCUCAGACUCGAACCAUAUCGAGACGAGGGGUUACUACCAACCCUAUCCAUCCACCGAAAUCACACAGAAUUAUCCAGAUUUACCAUCGAGUACCCAGACUCAGGGAUACCCUGACAUGUCCACCGUGGCUGGAGUGCAGCUUGCUCCUCCGAUGGGAAUGGCACCCGAGGUAGGCAUGGACCCGAAUUUCGGUGAUCCUUGGUUUACGUUAGGGAAUAUGAUGGACGAGGGACUGUUUACAUUCCCUCUUUCUUUUGACGGGAAUUUCGGAUUGUUUUAG
Molecule: messenger RNA, 2583 nt
Organism: Penicillium roqueforti
Lineage: Eukaryota; Fungi; Ascomycota; Eurotiomycetes; Eurotiales; Aspergillaceae
Product: putative C6 transcription factor (War1)
Exons: 5
Coding region: 1-2583 (860 amino acids)
Biological process (GO): regulation of DNA-templated transcription; DNA-templated transcription
Cellular component (GO): nucleus
Molecular function (GO): zinc ion binding; DNA-binding transcription factor activity, RNA polymerase II-specific; transcription cis-regulatory region binding
Source: RefSeq, a predicted model, not a curated record